Molecule: messenger RNA, 1224 nt
Organism: Photinus pyralis (common eastern firefly)
Lineage: Eukaryota; Metazoa; Arthropoda; Insecta; Coleoptera; Lampyridae
Product: proline-rich extensin-like protein EPR1
Exons: 2
Coding region: 131-1036 (301 amino acids)
Source: RefSeq, a predicted model, not a curated record
CUUAGGUUUUAUUAACAAAAUGUAAACAUGAGGAAAACGGCGACGCUUUCCAGUAAUUCCUGUAGAUUUUCAGGCUAAAAUGAUACGACGAAAAUCGUCGUAAAGGUAUGACGUGCAACGAUCACGAUUAAUGAGGUCUAUAAAACUGAAAUUUGUUACCAAACCGUUUCAUUCAGCUGAUGUUCCUCGUACGGUGAAGUUCCUCAUUCGUUUAUUUAUUACCUACUACUACCUCUCCACAAUGGCAGUAUUACGGGUUUGUUUAGGAAUACUUCUUCUGACGAGUAUGCUAAAUGCAAUCGAAUCCUCCCACAACCGCUUAAGACACGAGAAAGGCUCUCCAGAGCUUAGAAAGAGAAGACUGUCCGAUAUUGUUAGGCGAAGACGAGCUUCCGAAUCGAAAAGUAAACGCGCGGCUUAUUAUAAUCCAUGGACGCCUCCGAACAUGGUGCGAACACCCCCAAAUCGAAAACCGUCGUUCACUCUUUGGCAGCCCAAUCAAGUACAAAUACAGCGGCCUUACUACAUUCCCAUUUGGGGACCUCCAGGGAAACCUCCGAUCUAUUUUCCACCUCAGCCCAUCUAUUUAAACCCCGGCCUCCCCCUUAACAACCGGUACUUGCCGCCAGCUGGCGAAAACACAACCGUACCCACCGACAACAAAUUCGGAGAAGAUGGACCGAUUUGGGGUACGGUCAACGAGCCCGCAACGGUGCCACCCACAAGAAAACCGAGACCUCCGGUAACCCAUCCGCCCAUAGUACGACCGGCCGACAGCGAAACCACGAACAACGAGAUUACGCCGAGUCGUGAGCCGGUGGUUGAAAACCAGCCUCCUGCACCUUCAAUCGGGAAUCAACCCAGCCGAUGUGUCUGGGCCAUCAUAUCCUGUUGUUCGGCAUCAUCCAAUACAGUCAGCUACGAUUGCUUCGAACAGUUAGGGUGUAAUGGGGCGUUUUGGGACAACAGCCCUUGUGACAGUGAAAUCGCACGCGCAGCUAUCUCGACUGCUAUGAACUAUUAUCAAACAAGAUAAACAGUAAUGUUUAUAGGCGGCUAAAUGUUCCUUCCAGAGAACUAUCUGUUGUAAUUAUAGUAAUUUAUAACUAAUAAUUUAAUUUUAAGAUGUCCAGUGAUAAUAUCAUUAAUUUUCAAUCGUGCGGCUCUUUAUGUGAAUGACGUAAAGAUCCUCUCCUUGUUUAAUAAAACUUAUUUUAUUUUAUA